AUGGACAUGUCAAACUUCUCCUCCGCCGAGCAGGCGCAUAUGACCAAGGUCAUCGAGAAGCGCCAGAUGGCCGACUUCUUGCAGACGUAUUCCAAGAUUGUUGAGCGCUGCUUCACCUCGUGCUGCAACGACUUUACCAGCAAGACUUUGUCGUCGAAGGAGGAAACAUGCGUUAUGAGCUGCACGGAGAAGUUCAUGAAGCACUCAGAGCGGGUAGGGGCGCGUUUUGCGGAGCUCAACGCCGGUGCGUAA
Molecule: messenger RNA, 252 nt
Organism: Schizophyllum commune H4-8
Lineage: Eukaryota; Fungi; Basidiomycota; Agaricomycetes; Agaricales; Schizophyllaceae
Exons: 3
Coding region: 1-252 (83 amino acids)
Source: RefSeq, a predicted model, not a curated record